Molecule: messenger RNA, 4576 nt
Organism: Cavia porcellus (domestic guinea pig)
Lineage: Eukaryota; Metazoa; Chordata; Mammalia; Rodentia; Caviidae
Gene: Prrc1
Product: proline rich coiled-coil 1
Exons: 9
Coding region: 167-1495 (442 amino acids)
Biological process (GO): activation of protein kinase A activity
Cellular component (GO): cytoplasm
Molecular function (GO): protein kinase A regulatory subunit binding
Source: RefSeq, a predicted model, not a curated record
GCGUCGCCAGUGGCCAUCUUGGAGGCGGGCCGUGCGGAGUGGAGCUCAGUGCCGCGUCCUCCGGCUCUUCUCCGAACUGUAGCACUACUCCUGAGUGCCCUGUCUCCCGUUGGUGCUGCCACGCAGGCGUUUGCUCUAGACCCCAGUACACCAUCAUUGAAGCAAAAUGAUGGAAGAGAGUGGAAUAGAGACCACACCCCCUGCGACCCCUCCCCUGACCCUGGCAGGGAUGGCAGCCCCCGCCAUGUCUUCAACUCCAGCUGCGGCCAGUUCUUUUGCCUCUCCAAACGUGUCCACGAUGGAGUCCUUGCCCCCACACGCUUACUCUGCUUCUCAGCCGUCCCAUCCUCCUGUGCAGCCCUCAGCCCCGCUGCCUUUUGUGCCUCUCUCACCGCCACCUUCUGUGCCACCCCUCAGUACUUCUGUGUCCCCUCCGCUUCCUUCAACAACUGCUGCCACCUUCAGUAAUCCUCCUUUGUCUCACUUUCCACCUGCAAGCUCUGCCCCAGGUGCUCUUUUACCUGCACCUCCUCCGGGUCCUCCUAUAUCAGGAUUCUCUGUUGGUGCAUCUUAUGACAUCACGCGGGGACAUGCUGGGAGAGCACCUCAGACGCCGCUGAUGCCGUCCUUUUCUGCACCGCCAGUGACGGGUGUUUUGCCAACUCCGAUUACUCAGCAAGCCUGCCUGACGUCUCUGGCCCCAGGAACUGGAAUUACCUCAGCCAUCACCUUCCCAGAGGAACAGGAAGAUCCUAGAGUUAACAGAAGUCAUGAUGAGGCAUCUGCUGGAGGAAUCUGGGGCUUUAUUAAGGGCGUGGCUGGGAAUCCUAUGGUGAAAUCUGUGCUUGAUAAGACAAAACAUUCAGUAGAAAGCAUGAUUACAACGCUGGACCCUGGCAUGGCUCCUUAUAUCAAGUCCGGAGGUGAACUGGAUAUUGUCGUGACCUCAAAUAAAGAAGUAAAAGUGGCUGCUGUCCGAGAUGCCUUUCAGGAAGUCUUUGGCUUAGCUGUGGUCGUAGGGGAAGCUGGACAGUCCAAUAUUGCCCCACAACCAGUGGGCUAUGCAGCUGGAUUAAAAGGCGCCCAGGAGCGGAUAGAUAGCUUGCGUCGAACUGGAGUCAUCCACGAGAAGCAGACUGCUGUGUCAGUAGAAAACUUCAUUGCAGAGCUGCUGCCCGACAAAUGGUUUGACAUUGGGUGUUUGGUAGUGGAAGACCCCGUCCAUGGCAUUCAUCUAGAAACCUUUACCCAAGCCACACCCGUGCCUUUGGAAUUUGUUCAACAGGCUCAAAGUCUGACUCCCCAGGACUACAACCUACGGUGGUCAGGCCUUUUGGUAACAGUGGGCGAAGUCCUGGAAAAGAGUUUACUGAAUGUCAGCAGGACUGACUGGCAUGUGGCCUUUACCGGUAUGUCGCGGCGACAGAUGAUCUACAGUGCAGCCAAGGCUGUGGCAGGCAUGUACAAACAGCGCCUGCCCCCCAGGACCGUGUGAGAGGAGACGCGGCGCACUACGACGUCUUCCUUGGAACUUGCUGUCAAGAAGAAAUUGUAUCUUCUUAAACUGAGUAACUUCAGUGAAUCUAGAGGUUUUGUAAUAUUUCCUGCAAUAUUUUUCCUAGACGGGCAUGGUAUCAUUCCAAUAGAAGAAAAGCAUAGGUCUUUUUUAUAACUAUAUAAUUGUGCCUGCCCUAGUUCUCAAAAAAGAAAAUAUACAAAUAUAUUUAUAAUAAGUACAACUUAACAUGCCAGAUUUAUACAAUGGGAACUCAUUUGCAAACACAUUGAAUUUUCUCAUCUGUACCUGAUUUUGUUUUAAAGACUUGUUUAUUGAGUUUAUUUUGUGUCUGUGUACCUGACCUUGGUCUGAUGUGAGCAGAGUGCUCAGCAGUUUACCCUAAGACACCUACUUGUCGGGAUGUGUUGCACGUUUCUAUGCAUGUUUUAUACCUUGUGGGCUACAAGAAGAGAAUUGAGCGUUUCUUUCUGGUCCUCACGUAUACAUAUAGUUCAGAAAGUUAUACUUGUUCCCUUUCUAAAAAUAAUUUUUGGUAUUUUGCAGAUUUAUACUAUGAACAUUGGGAUAAUACAUUGUAUUUUUUCAUUGGUGUAUAACAACUAAAGAACAAAUGACCCAAGUAUGCUUUGGAUUAAAUGUAUCUGUGUUGUUUUUGUAUAAUACUGAUCAGCACUUCCAAGGAUAAACUCUGACAACAGCCGUCUUUCUGCUUCUGCUUAUAUUUUCCAUACUGUAAAAGUUUUAGGGGGAUGGUAUGCUUAUUUUAAUUAAGGUUUCUUCUUACUUGGUUUGCCUUAAACACUACUUUUUUAACUUUGUGCCAUUCUGCCUCUUUUAUAGACAUUUUCAAACAAACAUUUUUAUUUAGUCUAAUUUUUUAAAUUCAUUAUGUUUGUAUUUAGUGAAAGCAUUUUCUUCCCUCAGAUAAUAUAUCUUAACCAUUUUUGGAUUUAUAUAAAUCAAAAAUGAGUAAAUUUUUUCUUAUGCAGUGGAACUCUAUGCAAGUUCAUGUAACUUUAAUGAUAGUUUCAUAUAUAAAUGUAAUUUAAUUUGUAUUUACUCUCCUAUGCAGUUAUUUAGACGUAAAAAGUGACAAUUUCUGCCAGUUAUAUAGGUAUCAAAGCUUCUAUCUGGUACUGUUUUUACAUGUAAGGUUUGUUUUGUAUUAGUGAUAUUUCUAAUGAUUAUUUCAUUUCUCUCAUUUGCUACCUGAGAAUGACAAUUCUUAGUUUUGAAACUAUUUUACUUUCCAAGCACUGUGUAAUCAUUUUUCAGAGAAAUUCAGACAUUAGCAUCAUUCAGAGCAGUGAGAGAAGUGAGAUACAAUCAUUUACUAUUGUGAACUUUUGCCCAGGAGCAAUAGGAACAGAAUACUUCUCUUUGUAGGAAAGAGAAGUCUUUCUCUACUAUUCUGCCUCAUUCAUAAAGCUGCCCUUUUCUGAUGGUAUUUAUCAGGGCAUUGGCCUCAUGAUAGAAGCUCAGUCUUUUAAUACCGGCUGAAGCCCAUAAUUUAAAUAAUUCUGCUACUUCCAUAUUGCAGGGAAAUACAGGUCUUAAAAAUAUCUGAAAUUUUAUUUGGUUUGGUUUGGUUUUUACCACUUCUGAAGUCUCUUCCUUAAUGCUUUUGAAGGUUGCCCUGAUAGAAUCAGUUGGUGUUUUCUUGGGUGAUUUUCCUGCAGCCCCCACAUACCAGUGGCUUAGUUAUGCCAUGGCUUGGUUAAAGUUAGGUAAAUUUUCCUGCACAUGGCAACCUCAAGGUAGACCUUCAGCUCUUUGGAACAGUGUGAGUGGGUGAGGAGGAGUAAACAGAGGCAGAUAGAAGAGAGAAAUCCGUGACCUGGUCUGGCCUCUGAUUCUUUCUUGGUCCACAUUCUCUUAGACAUCAGAGCAUGUUUGACUGUACACACUCAGCUUUCCCAUCUUCCGUUUUGUCUUCCUGGGACUUUCCUGUUACAGCAGGAGCACAAAGAGUAACUCACAGUCUCCAGCACACUGGCAGCUGGGCCUGGCAGUCUCGCUGGUGCCGAGUGUGCAUUAGCUGGGUGAGUCUUGAGUUGGAGGCCACAGGCUGCCUGGUUGGUCCUCGAGCUCCACGUCUCCUUUUCUCUUCCUGUCCUUUCCCUCUAAUCCCACUUUGGCCUCUGUUGGGGGAGAUGGUGGAUGUCUAUUUGCAUUUUUUGUUUGUUUCUUAAGCUUUUUAGAAAAACUCAUUUUUAACACAAUUGAUAUAGUAAUUGUGGUUUUUGUGAUUUUUUUUUUCUGAAGAGUUCCAGAUUACUAAAUUUUAUGUUUUAUAGAUUCACACCAAUUAAUGUUGUAACCUCAUGCACUUAACUUUUUAAUGAGUGUAGAAGAAAAAAACAGGAAAAUUCAGCCUCAGGUUAUUGCUCAGUUUAUUUAAUUCCAGGCUUCUUUUAAUUGUUGUUGUUCUUUCUUUUUUGUUUUCUGCUUAAACCCAGGGCUUCAUGCAUACUAGGCAAGUGCUCGGCCACUGAGACAACUACCCCCCUGUUAAGGUUUUAGUCCAGUGUCAUGCUGGACUUAAGCUGCACCUCAGAGACUGAAGUUACAAAACUUGUAAGUGAUACUGGUAGCUUCCUCUUCUGACUUACUUGUCCUUUUUGCCUCCACAUUGUUUGUUCCUCAUUCUCUUCAGAUUAAUAAAGUAGAAAAUUGAGAUGAUAUAGACAAAAAAGUAGUAUGAUAGAAUAAGUGUAUGAAAGUACACUGCAGUUGUAUAAUGUAUGUAUGUCUUUUCAGAAAUAUGCAAAUUAUCAGUUAACUCAGGGUCACCUAAAUUAACAUGCAGUUGAACUUCCUCUGUUCCAUGGCUAGAUAAAUUCUAAACAUAAUUUUGUGAUUUGUGAAGCCAAAUCGGUAAUAUUCUUUGUUUUAAAAGUUGUUGGGUUAAACAUAAAUUACUAAAAAAUGUAGAUUUCUACUCCCAGGAAACAGUGUUCAUUUUGUGAUAUUAUGCAGAAUAAUGUAUGAGUAAAAUCAACUUUGUAAGUAUGUAAAUAUGUCAUAAAUAAAUAAUACUUUGACUUACCUCCCAAA